Messenger RNA from Lepus europaeus (European hare), 332 nucleotides. RefSeq names its product G protein subunit gamma 13 (gene GNG13). The transcript is spliced from 3 exons. The record is from RefSeq and is a predicted model, not a curated record. Gene Ontology annotation, molecular function: G-protein beta-subunit binding. Gene Ontology annotation, biological process: sensory perception of taste; phospholipase C-activating G protein-coupled receptor signaling pathway. Lineage: Eukaryota; Metazoa; Chordata; Mammalia; Lagomorpha; Leporidae. The coding region runs from base 90 to 293 and encodes 67 amino acids. Gene Ontology annotation, cellular component: heterotrimeric G-protein complex.
UCGUCCCCGUUCGCCGUGGCGAAACGCAGCCCCCGUGUUUGCCUCUGCGGGCUUGCUCCAGGCUGGCCGCCGCGGAAGCCCCCGACGCCAUGGAGGAGUGGGACGUGCCCCAGAUGCAGAAGGAGGUGGAGAGCCUCAAGCACCAGCUGGCCUUCAAGCGGGAGAUGUCCUCCAAGACCAUCCCCGAGCUCCUCAAGUGGAUCGAGGACGGGGUCCCCAAGGACCCCUUCCUGAACCCCGACCUGAUGAAGAGCAACCCCUGGGUGGAGAAGGGCAAGUGCACCAUCCUGUGAGCCGGGACCGCGCCGCGCGGCUUUUAUAAAGGCAGCGGA